This is a messenger RNA of Colletotrichum phormii, 4119 nucleotides long. RefSeq lists its product as uncharacterized. Lineage: Eukaryota; Fungi; Ascomycota; Sordariomycetes; Glomerellales; Glomerellaceae. The transcript has 3 exons. The record is from RefSeq and is a predicted model, not a curated record. Bases 1 to 4119 code for a protein of 1372 amino acids.
AUGUCAUCCGCUUCUAGGAGCUCGUGGAUGCCGGGCCGUCGAGUAACUAGCAACCGGCUUAGCAUGAGACCGAGGGGAGCAUCCAGGGGCAACAUCACCGUCGUCAGCCAUGACGAUGCCUACACCUUUGCAUUGCGAGUUGCAUACCUCAACCACAUCCUCCAACCGAGACAGAAGCGAAAGCAAUAUGUUGCCGCCCCGAAACCAGCCCAGAGAACCCACACGAGCGUCACCGAACUGGUCGGUCAAUUCGUCUCAUCGGGUUCCAACAGCAUCAAGCUACCCCAUGGCUUCCAAAAGCCCUUGGAAAAGAGACUUAAGAACGUCCUGACAGGAAAGGAACCCAUGCAAGGCUUCAACGACUCGGCUCUGAAGCGAAGCUUUGCCGAAGCAUACACAGCUUUCACCGAAAAGGGCUUCCAGAAAUCCGUAGAGAAGGACCGAAAGCUCGAGCCCUACGUUCUCAUGUUCUACUCGUCUGCGACAAAGGCCAACCAAAAGUACGCCCAGCUGACAUCGGCAACGGACGACUCGUGGAAGGAAACGGCGGACAGACAUAUGGCCAUGUUCAUUAGGCUAGUGGCGCAGACUCUUCGAGACCAGGGGCACGACAGAGACAGGCCCGAGUUGAUGAGCCGAUUGCAUACUUUGGAGAACAAGCUACUCACUAGGGACCAGAACUUGUCUCUCGACGCUGCUCAGGGCGAAGGCAACACCAUCGAGAUCAUCGUUCCUCCGAGCACCGACGUCAAAGACAUGCCGCUAGUCCUCACUGUGGCCCGCAUAUUUGGUCGAUCCAACUCUGAAGUACAGUCUGACAUCGAGGCCAGCCGAUAUAUCUGGACCGAGGAGAAUGCGAUUAAGGACAUGAAGAACUACCAGCAAAGGUUGGCUUCGGGUGCGCCUGGCGCCCUGAGGAGUCAGGACUUUGAUGUUGAGGAAGCCUUCCAAGAAUGGAGGAGGGCUGAAGCGCCGCAUCUCUCUCAAAUCAUUCUCGAUAUCUUGACUGUCAACCCUGAGUUGGCCAAGACGUCAACCGGAAUGGACAAGUCGCUUCCUGGGCGGCCCAUGUCAGUCUUUGGGACAGAGCAAUCGUACUCGGAAAUCAGCAAGGCAAUCUCCAGCCCUGAUGGCUCCCUCCUGAACCUCGACAGCUCCAUCAACUUUGAUUCUCUAUCGCUCGAUGACUCUAGCCAGGAUUUCGAAGAGGCCGUCUACACAUUCAUUCCAAACGACUCGAGGGCAUUCUACAAGGCUAUCCUGAAAGACUGCAUGACCUACGACCAACUACACGCCGAUCCAGCAGCAGAAUUCACUCCGAUCUCGAAGCAGUCUGGCGAUCUGCUCAUGGAACUCAGCGUGUACUGGCGCUUACCUCAAUUUUCAAGGCUCAUUGCUUUUGUCGAGGUCAUUGGCAAGAAGUUCCUCGAUGGAGAGCUUCCCGCCGAGGAUCUUCUUGCUGCAAUGAACGACGUAAAGAUGUCGGGCGAGGAGGUCAAGAAACCGCCACACUUGCACCAGUACAACGCGGGCUUGCUGGACAUUGAUCAAAGUCGGUGGACAAUUCAUGAUUUUGCCGUAUACCAGCAAACACUCCACAGCCUCCAUGACUUUCUGCUACGAGAUCUUUACAACCUGAUGCUCAACUGUUACGCAUCAAAACCACCAAACAUUGCGGCCGUGAUGGAGUUGUUGGUGGACCACAUCCAAUCGGACCCUGCGUUCUCCGUCAAGCCUGAGCAGGCUCAGGAGUUCGCUACUCACCUCACCGACGGCAUGAGGCGUGCUGCCACGGACGCGUACAAUGCUUUUGUGCACGACAAACUACCCAACCAUGCCUCUGAGUGGCAAUUUACCCACGUUGUUGAGCUCGGUCGGGCUGUCACUAAGCUUUCGAAUAAAAUUCAAAAGCGAUACAAGAACGUCUCGGAGAUCAUGGGCGUCAAACCCUGGGAUGUUCUCGUGGAUGUGAUGUUUCCCAGCUACGAACGAGACGCGCAACACAUUAUCGAGCGUACUAUUGCGGUUGCGAAAGAGAGUGGUGAAGAGAUCAACAUGCAGGAUGGGUUCGAUCUCUACAAAGAGCUCGUCGACAUGCGCCGGACACACCACGCGGCGCUGCCCGACAAGCCAUUCGAGUUCCAGAUUGAAGAACUCCUGGUGGAUUUCGUUUGGCGAUGGGUUCGCAAUGCCGAGAGCGUCAUGGUCGAAUUAGUCGACAAUGCCAUCGCCGAAGAUCCGUUCCAAGUCAAGACUCACAACCCCGACGGCAUUCCUUCAGACAAUGAGCGACACAGCUCCUCUGUCGUGGAUAUAUUUUCCAUGUUCCAUCAAACCAUGGAGCAGGUCUAUCAGCUAGAAUGGGACAGCGACGUUCAUCACGCCAGAUUCAUGACGGCGCUGGCCCGUUCUUACGCAGCUGGCAUUGGCCAAUACUGCGAAGAGCUUGAGAAACGGUUUGCGAAAGAGAUGGACCGGCCAACGGCGCAGGAGGCAGCCGCUGCGAAUCAAACAACCCAAGAGAAGUUUAUGCAGUAUGCCCAGUAUGCUCGAGAUGCCUGGAACACCAAAGAUGCUCCCGAGCCUUUCCAAUUUUACCCCGAGUCUUUCGUCAAACUCAACAAUAUUGAGCAUGCCAUGCAAGCGCUGGACAAGCUAGAGAAAUCGAUGAACGUCGAUGCUUGUGCCGAGGUCUUGCAGAAGGCUGAGCGUCUUGGCAAGCAGCAACCAAGACGACCUAACAAGUACGUCUUCACGAUCAAGAUUGUGGAAGCCGAAGACCUGAAGGCUUGCGAUCCCGGUGGUUUCAGCGACCCGUACGUAGUCCUCGGUGACGAGUACCAAAAGCGUCUUUAUAAGACGCGCAUUGUUUACAGGAACCUCAACCCUCGCUGGGACGAGUCCGUUGACAUCACGGUGUCGAGCCCGCUCAACAUUAUCGCCACUAUUUGGGAUUACGAUACCUUUGGCGAACACGACUUCGUUGGUCGUACGUCGCUCAAGGUUGACCCCAUUCACUUCAGUGACUACUUGCCUCGCGAAUACUGGCUGGAUUUGGACACCCAGGGUAGAGUGUUGUUGCGCGUGAGCAUGGAAGGCGAGCGUGACGAUAUUCAAUUCUAUUUUGGAAAGGCGUUCCGACACUUGAAGAGAACAGAGAGAGAUAUGGUCCGCAAGAUCACGGAUAAGCUCCGAGCUCAAAUCAGCACCACCAUCUCUCUCGAAACUCUGCGGAGACUGGUCAAAGGUGGCGGCAUCGGUUCGCAGGUGACCAGUCUGUGGAAGAAGAGAGCUUCAACUAUGCCAGUCGUUACUACGGCAAGCGACAUCGAGGGAGCAUUGCAGCCGCUAUUCCACUACUUUGACCAGAACUUCGCCAUCAUGAAGCAGACCCUGACCGACGCCACGAUGCUUGCGGUCAUGACACGUCUAUGGAAAGAAGUCCUCCAGGCCAUAGAAGGCCUGUUGGUGCCCCCGCUGUCGGAGAAGCCCUCUUCGCAAAGGCCCUUGGCUCAGAAGGAGAUCGACAUUGUCUAUCAAUGGUUGAACCUUCUCUUUGAGUUCUUCAAUGCCAAGGAUGACUCUGGAGAGCAGUUGGGCGUGCCACAGGACGUCCUGAAGUCACCCAAGUGGCACGAGCUGGCAGCCUUGAACUUCUUCUACUUUGAGCCAACGGAUACCUUGAUUCGGGAAUCUGAACGCAUGGCCACUGCCAACGCCCAGCGCGCGACGCAGAUGCUCCUCCAGGAGAAACACGAAAACCGACUCUCGGCUCCAGCAACAUUUGGGCCAACAUUUAGCGGCGGACCUGGAGCCUUCGCCAGUAUGGGCACCAUCCGACGUGGCAAGAGCAUCAUGAUGAGCCGAAACCUGGGCACGAUGAGGAGAGCCAAAGAAGAGAAGCGCAAGGAGGCCCAGGCGGAUCCCAGCGAUGAUAUGAUCCUCCGCAUUCUUCGCAUGCGGCCCGAAGCAACGAACUAUCUUAGAGAAAGACACCGUCAAAAGGAGCGUCAGGCGGCCGCCGCGGCUGCAGCGCUGAUUGUCAAGAACAGCGUCAAUCAGGGGUGGAACACUGGAGGUGCGUCAGCCUAUCGGGCCAACAACCUCCCCAGACGAUGA